AGUGGAGUAGUUGGAGGUAGGUAAGGGUGGAAUGUUUACAACUAGCUCCACUGUCGUCAUCUCAUCUGCAUUUUGAAACCAGUUCCGCGGCUCGAUCACGCUAGCCGUCUCACACCAGAUCGGUUUCUAUACAAAACUGAGCUGUAUCGGUAAGCGGACACUAUUCACGAUUGUGUUCUCUAAAGUGUCACCAUAAGCGUUCACCAUAUUGCAAGUUGUGUGCCCAUGUCGCAGCGGUCUGUGAGCAGGAAGGUGUGGGAGGUGCGUGCAUCAGCGUUAGCUCGCAACACCCAUAACGUGAUCAGGGAGAUCGUCGAAAACUUAGAAGUGGAACCGCACCCUAAUAAGCAGCUAAUUGCUCUUUCAAUUGGUGACCCGACUACAUUUGGAAACCUCAAUCCACCAGACCAAGUCCUACAGGCUGUGCGGGACAGCAUCGAAUUGCUUAGCUCUAGAAGUUACGGUCCAGGUAAAGGACACCAAGAUGUCAGGGAAGCGGUGGCAGAGUACUGUGCCCACCAGGGACUGGUCACAGCCGAGGACGUCAUUCUCUGCAGCGGCUGCUCUCACGCCAUCGAGAUGGCCGUCACCGUGCUGGCUGAUGCCGGCCAGAACAUUCUGGUGCCGCGACCGGGGUUCUUGAUAUACAGAACCUUAUCCGAAGGCUUAGGAAUUCAAAUAAAAUACUACAAUUUGUUGCCUGAUCAGCAAUGGAAAGUUGAUCUAGACGAUCUCGAGGGACAAAUAGAUGACAAGACUGCGGCAAUAGUUGUUAUAAAUCCGUCGAAUCCUUGCGGUUCCGUGUACAGUAAAGAGCAUUUGACUGAAAUAUUAGAUAUUGCGUCGAGAAAUCGUGUUCCCAUAAUAGCAGAUGAGAUAUACGAGCAUAUGGUGUUUUCUGGCAAUCAGUACCAUGCUCUUUCCUCGCUUUCAAUUGAUGUUCCUGUGCUCUCUUGUGGUGGACUGACUAAGAGGUUUUUGGUGCCGGGUUGGAGGAUGGGCUGGGUGAUAAUACAUGAUCGUCAGAAUAUAUUUGGGAAAGAAGUUCGCAGAGGUUUGAAUAAUAUGACUACUAGGAUACUUGGCCCUAAUACUCUAAUUCAGCGUGCCUUACCCGCUAUACUGCAACUCACGCCCCAGAGCUUUUUCGACGAUGUGUUAAUGUUUCUAGAGAGCCAAGCUAAGCUGGCUUACGAAGCACUGCGCCGAGCCCCCGGAUUGCGGCCCGUGAUGCCUCAAGGGGCCAUGUAUAUGAUGAUUCAAAUAAAGAUGUCACUAUUUCCCCAAUUCGACAACGAGCUUCAAUUUGUCGAGAGACUUGUUUUAGAACAAUCUGUAUUUUGUCUACCUGGAAAGUGUUUCGAGUACCCAAACUACAUGCGGAUUGUUCUGACAGUACCGGAGGACAUCAUGGGCGAAGCAUGCGAUCGUAUAACGAUAUUCUGCCGAGAGCAUGUUGCCUCCAGAGAUAACCUGAAGGAAGUCGAUACUAAUUCCGUUUCAGUGGAGCCUGUCAGCGACGUCAUCUGUGAACAUGAACCAUAAUGAUUUUCGAAACUCACUAUGAAAGCACUUGUACUGGUGUUUGAUUUGAGAGAAUAAUUGACGACCGCUUCUCCAUACAAACGUAGUUUAUUAUUUUACUCUCUGGAUAUCGACAUGAUGGAAAAUAUUUUUUUAAUACGAUUGCUCAAAAAGUGCUACUUUUCGUGGCUGUUUAGCGUGCGGAAAGUUGGUUUUCGCGAACUAGUGCUUUUUACUUUUCCAAUUUUUUUAAAUGUAUACUUGUUCCAAUUCAUGACUACUGUUCAUGACAUGAUGAGUGUAUAUUAGUUUCCUUUAAACGUCGUAAUCAACAUAAAAACCUACUGUUAAUGUAAGAAUACGAAAAAUAUAAUAUCUUAGUAAUUAUGUCAUUUUCUAUCAGAAUGUAAUAUGUAACUUAUAAAAUAAAAAAAAAUUGUUUUGUUAAUUUAGUUUUUAAGACAAUUUUGCUGUGCCCUAACAGGGUAUCAUGUACCGACUAUAUUUUAUUUACCACCUGUAUGAAAUAAACAUGAUUGCAAUAAAAAAAUGAAAUGAAAAAAAAAAAAAUUAUAUGCAUAUUUCAUAUUUUAUUACUUACCUCUUCAUCAUUAUAACACGUUUAUUUGUUAAUGUUGAAAAACCGUUCUUAAUAAGUUGUCUGAAUGGAACGGAACGCCUGUCAAAGAAGAGGCGUAUUUUCUUACUGCAGGAUGUUUUAAGUUUCCAAAGGCAACAUUCGAUAUUGUUUUUAUAAAUAUACGAUACACAAAUAAUCGCAAAUAACGAUAUUUAGGUAAUAAUAGUACAAUGUUUUAAUAUUUACAAUUGUUUCUGUUUUAUAGAACAUGCAUUUGAAAAAAAAAAACUUUAAUUGAAGUGGGUUCAAUAAUAAUAACAAAAUCUAUUCUAGUCGAAUAAAAGCUAGAAAAACACCUCUUCAUAAUGUCAAUGUCAA
Molecule: messenger RNA, 2482 nt
Organism: Cydia strobilella
Lineage: Eukaryota; Metazoa; Arthropoda; Insecta; Lepidoptera; Tortricidae
Gene: Tat
Product: tyrosine aminotransferase
Exons: 5
Coding region: 226-1545 (439 amino acids)
Biological process (GO): L-tyrosine catabolic process; biosynthetic process; L-phenylalanine catabolic process
Molecular function (GO): pyridoxal phosphate binding; L-tyrosine:2-oxoglutarate transaminase activity
Source: RefSeq, a predicted model, not a curated record